CAGGUAAGGGCGGAUCCUCCGCGCAGUGUGGGGAUUACCGGGCUGAAGCGGACUGUGGUCGCUGCGGGGCAGUGCUGCGCAGUCGGGAGCAGCGUGCAGCACGGCUGGCAGGUGCGCUGAGAGCGAGACAAACCAGCCACUGAGCCAGUAACGGGGACCGCUGCCAGACCGAAGAUGGCGUCGUCGCCGCGUUUGCGCCUGCUGACCUGCGUUUGGCUGCCGCUGCUGCUGGCCACGGCCGACGGCAGUCGCCUGGCGGAGCGGAUCGCCAGCCGGCGCACCACACCCAGCUCCCGGCAGCCCUCGUCGCCCGCGACGUGCCCCAACGGCGUCACGUACUUCGACGGCUGCAACUCGUGCUCCUGCGGCACCGAGCAGCUCUGCACGCUGAAGGCUUGCAACGAUGACACGAUCGUCCAUAUAUUCGACCCAUGUCAUGGCAUAACAUGUGGCUAUCACCAACGCUGUCAGGCAAUCUGUGUGGGGCAGGUGUGCCAACUCAGACCGCUAUGCGUGUCAGACGACUCGCCAACCUGCCACAACUGUCCCUGGCUCUGCGUCGACGAGAGGCUAGGCUGCAACGACAACUUCAGCGGCGUCGCCUGCAAGCCGAGUCUGUCCUGCUACAAGCCCAACAUCUAACCUUACCGGCGGCGCAGCUGAAUGCCGUUUUACGUCCUCGGACAUCUCGAAUAUGGUCGUGACUAAAAAAGCGCAUUUAUUGGAACGGUUUUGCAACUUGGCGCGGUACUUCGAUGUCAUAAACUAUUUGUUGACGUG
Molecule: messenger RNA, 780 nt
Organism: Pollicipes pollicipes
Lineage: Eukaryota; Metazoa; Arthropoda; Thecostraca; Pollicipedomorpha; Pollicipedidae
Exons: 5
Coding region: 175-642 (155 amino acids)
Source: RefSeq, a predicted model, not a curated record